Coprinopsis cinerea okayama7#130 is the source of this 768-nucleotide messenger RNA. RefSeq names its product ubiquitin-protein ligase. NCBI's taxonomy places the organism in Eukaryota, Fungi, Basidiomycota, Agaricomycetes, Agaricales, Psathyrellaceae. The record is from RefSeq and is a predicted model, not a curated record. The transcript has a single exon. Bases 1 to 768 code for a protein of 255 amino acids.
AUGUCAGUCCCAUUUCUCGAUUUUUGCAUGCAAUCGUCUGACACGCCUUUAGGUUGGUUUGCUACCAAGCUCUUCCACCCUAACGUUGGCCCAACAGGCGAGAUUUGCGUGAACACCUUGAAGAAGGACUGGAAAUCGAGCUACGGAAUCCAACAUAUCCUCGUCACUGUCAAAUGUCUCCUCAUCUACCCCAAUCCCGAGUCCGCGCUUGACGAAGAAGCGGGUAAGAUGUUCAUGGAGGACUACGACAGCUACUGCUCUCGAGCAAAGCUGAUCACCAGCGUGCACGCAACACCACGCGUGAGGCCAGUGGAAUUUGACACGCCUUCGAACCCUGACGGCGACGCGAAGCCUAGCGAACGGCCAGUAGCCUCGACUUCGAAGCUUCCACCAACAGUUGCAUCCCCUCCUGCUUCAUCGACCGCAUCAGCGACUCCCCCUCUUUCAAGUACUACCAGCAGCACAACUAAACCUGUUUCCCGUAAAUCCGCGUCCCCGGGACCACAGCAGAUCUUUACGCUCAAGUCAUCGUUGUCUGUUGAAAAGGAGGGUGCGAAACAGGAGCGACACCCUUCGCCAUCUCCCCUGGGCCCUGCUGAUGCCAAUGUGGCAGUCGGUAAGCCAGCAGCUUCAGGGCUCGGCAUGGGUGUGGCCCCUGGCGCCGCGGGUCUGGCCAACGCCAAUGGAUCCAAGGCAGUCAAGCGAGCAGCAACCAGUAGUGCACCUUCUAACGCAGAGAAGAGGAAGAAGGCAUUGAAGAGACUGUAG